AAUGCGGUUAGACAUAAUUUGUCGUUGCACAAGUGUUUUAUGAGGGUUGAAAAUGUUAAGGGUGCUGUAUGGACCGUUGAUGAGUUAGAAUUCUACAAACGGCGCCCGCAACGUUCAACGACUGCUGCCGCUGCUGUUGUAUUUUCUUCAUCAUCAACAUCGUCAUCUUCGUCCUCCGCAGCUAAUACAUCAGCUUCGUCUUCAAUUGUUGGAUUAAUGAAUAAUAGUAAUGUUUUUGGUUUUGGGUAUGUUUUCAACAUCCAUUUGUGACCCUUGGCAACAUUUUUUU
This is a messenger RNA of Lucilia cuprina (Australian sheep blowfly), 289 nucleotides long. Its product is annotated as forkhead box protein P1-like. Gene Ontology annotation, molecular function: RNA polymerase II cis-regulatory region sequence-specific DNA binding; DNA-binding transcription factor activity, RNA polymerase II-specific. Gene Ontology annotation, cellular component: nucleus. NCBI's taxonomy places the organism in Eukaryota, Metazoa, Arthropoda, Insecta, Diptera, Calliphoridae. The annotation marks the transcript as partial. Gene Ontology annotation, biological process: regulation of transcription by RNA polymerase II. The record is from RefSeq and is a predicted model, not a curated record. The transcript has a single exon.